GAUUAGGAAAAAGAAGGAGAGACAAGUGCAGUCAGACACACAUACAGUGACAGUCGGACCACAAUUGCAGUGCCGUGCGGGGUACGAAGAAAGUGCGCAUUUCACACAAAAUCGCCGUUCAUUUAACCGACCUUAUUGAUAGUUAUGUGCAUACAUACACGCAUGUACACAUACACGGGCUAGAAAAACCAACCACCAUCGCACCGCAGCCGCAGCAGCCCCACCAACAAACAGCAUCGCUCACCCACAGGAAGAGACGAGGAGGAGGAGGCAAAUCGCUAAGGUCACCAGAGAAUGGAGUCCCAACCGAAGCGGCCCUCGUUGCAUUUAGUGGCAGAAGCUGGCACAGGAUCAGGCGUGGGUGCUGCAGCCACAGCUGAGAUGUCGGGCGCAUUUUCCCCCACCUCGGGCUUCCUGCCGGACAUGCCGCAGUGGAAGAAGGACCUGAUACAGCGCCGCAAGACGAACGUGGCCCGCACCCAGGCGGCCGCCUCCCCCACAGCUACGUCCGAUGCGGAUGUGGCCUUGGGGGAAACAGGAGCAGGAGCAGGAGGAGGCGCCAGUGCAGAACCGACUGCGACUGAGGCGACGAUCACUAGUCAACCACAACAGAAGCCGCUGGCAAAGAGAAAUGUAAGCCAGACAGCAGCAGCAACAGCAACAGCGACGGCAACAGCACAUAUACAAAUGCAAACAGCGCUUAAGACUACACCAACAGAGGAAAAGUCUGAGAAAUCUUUUAUUGGAGGUCAUCAUACCCAACAGCAGCAGCAGCAGCAGCAACAAGGCAAAGACUCGUCAGCAGCGUUGGCCUUUUCAAUUUCAGCUGAAACAACGUUUGGGCCACAAAUACCAAUACCAAUACCAAAGCAGCGAUCAAGUUUAUUUAACACAAGAAGUCCAUCAACAACAACAACAACAACAGCAACCAGCAGCAACAGCAACAUCAGCAGCAGCUCCAGCAAGGAGCCAGAGAUUCUAAAUUUGGAUCUCAGAGAGCGUGAGAGCGAGCAGCGGGAGCGGGAGCGAGAGCGAGAGAGCGAACGCGAGCCGGGAGAACAAGUUGACUCCAUGGUGAGUUGCCGCUCUCGCGGCGGCGGUGGUGAAGUUGAAACUGGCACAGCGGCAGCAGCGACAACUGGAGCAUUAACAGCUAUCGACGCCAGCAGCGGCGCAGCGCCAACAUCGUCGUCGUCAGCAAAUCACUUGCAAACGAAACUUGGACAGACCGUUUCAGAAGGGGCUCCCAAUCAGACGAGCUCCACCGCGAAAGAAAAAGAACUGCAGGUAGCCGCAGCAGCAGCACCAGCACCAGCACCAGCACAGUCGUUGGUUCUUGUUGAUAAUAAAAACGGUUCGAAGACAAAGCUCAUUUCCGAUAAAUUGCAGAGCAAUAAGUUUAUAAAACAACAGCAAGAACAGCAACAGCAGCAGCAACAAUUGUCGCCCACCAAAUCAACGGUAAAACCGACAAUGGUCGCCAUGCAAGAAAUGAAAAAGACAACAAAACAAAAUGGCCAACAUCGUCACAUCGCGAAGAGCAGCAGCAGCCACAGCCACAGCGGCGACCCAGAGGCUGCCUCCGGAGUGGCCCUGCCGGAGCUGGUGGACACCGGCGAGGACCUGAGCUACGGCCCGGGGAUCGUGUCGAAGCUGCGGUGCCGCUACCUCAGUCUGGCGCUGCGCGAGUCCCACCAGCAGAGCCAGAAGCAACGCCUGCAGCGCUCCACCAGCCUCAACACGCUCCUCGAUCGCGACGACGAUGAGGAGGAGAUGAAUGCCAAUGCCGGUCUCGAAGUGGUCUCGACCCGGGCCAAAUCCACACCGCCGCCGAUACUGGGUGCGAAGCCGACGAUGCUUGGCGGUGGCUACAUCAAGGGCGCCCAGGCGCCUGUCCAGCGUCCCGUUAGUCUGGGCACCAAUGGAACAACCCCCGCCCUGUUCCCGCUGAACACCGAAGAUCCCACAAAGCCCACCAACGGAGGAGGAGGAGUGACCCGAUCGCGGCACUUUAAGCGCGGCAAUGAGGUAAUGAAACGGGCCCGGUCCGUGGAGGCACUGCUCUGCGAGAAAUCGCCGUGGAAUACGCAAAGAGCCAGCUACCAGGCGACAAGCAUGGCCAUGGCCACGACACCACAAGCCGUCUCCCCGGGCGCCGCAUCGCCCACCUGCGUCACCAUCGAGGACAAGAUCCACAAUGCCCGCGAGCGACUGCACAGUGGCACGGACCCGGCGCCGCCCAAGCGCCUGACCUCCAUUAUCGACGACACCGAGCGCCCGCCCCCGGAUCUGGUCAAGCAGACGCUGAAGAUGUUCGAGGCGAGUGCCAAUCGCCGGCCCCGCGCCACCCACCGCUCCAACGGAGUGGGCGGUGUGGCCAGCAAGGUGGCCAACUACAAGUCGAUCCUCAAGGAGCAGCGCCCGACGGCACCCACCGUGGCCAGCACACCGCCAUCCCUCAGCAGCAGCAGCAGCAGCACACCCCAUCCCCAUCCCCAUCCCGAUAUCAUUCCCCGGCAGCUGGCCAGCGUUGUGGACUCGCCCGUUUCCGCGCUGAGCCUCAUGAUGGGACGCAUCAAUCUGCAGGAAGCGGAUGGCGAGUCAACGGUGGCGGCGUCAGCUGUGAAUGAGAGCUUAGUCAGCGAGGCCAGAGCAGCGACGGCAUCGGCGCCAAACAACGAAGCGAACUACGCAUACGAGAAUGAGAAUGAGAAUAAUGCCAGGCACGAUGUUGGCAACGAUGGGGAUGACGACAACACCACCAACGACAACAACCGCAACGACAGCAGCGACAACAAUGGGCACGAUGGCGAUAAUAUGGGCGCGGCAGGCGAUAAGCUUAAGCCCCCCACAUGCACAGCAACGACGACGACGACGGCGACAGCGGCGGCAGGAGGAGCCCAGCGAUCAUUCGUUGCCACGAUCGAGAGCGCGCACGUUCCCAGUGGAAGUAAUAACGCAAGAAAACAACUGAACAACAGCGAGACGGGAUCGGGAUCGGGAUCGGGAUCUGGGAUAACGACAACAACAACCAAACAGAUUGGUGUGAUACGGCCGCUCUUCAAUAGCAGCAGCGGUACGACACAGCAGCUAACCAGUCGCGAGAUCGAAAAGAAUCGCAUUAAUGAGAUGAAAAAGUCCUCGGCUCUGGCCAACGAUGGCAGCUCCGGUGCGGGUUCGCCCAUAACUAGUCUGGACACGGUGAUAAAUACGAUACGGGAUGGUAGCGAAACGGACGCGGCCACAGCCUCGCCCCUGUGGACACUACGCAAGCUGCGUCACGGCCAUGCAGCCGGUAGCAAUUCUGGUCAUCAUGCGGCAGGAACGGCGGCCACUUCCAGCCAUUCCACGGAGAACACCUCGAUGGUGUUCAAUUUUUCCAAGAGCAGCAAAGAAGUGCCCGACUACAUUGAAAGCGAUGUUGUGAUCUAUAGGCGUAAACGGGAAUUGCCAAAGCCAAAUGAACCCGGCUUCGUGUUGCUGGGCGAUCUAUCGGUGGAGACCUCCACGGACACGGACUACGACGACUACUCCCUGUGCCCGCCCUCGCCGUGCGACGUGGAGUUCGAGAAUGCCAACAUUGUGAUCGAUGGCAAGUCCAGCAUACGCCAGAAACCCAAAGAGUCAACGUUUCGCGUGCAGUUUAACGAUACGUUGACGUCCACCUUCGAGUACCCAUCAGAGGCAUCGAUGAUCGUCGACGAUCCGCCCUAUGCCGAUCCCUUUUCCCAUGUCAGCAAGCAUCACCAGCUGCUGUUGGCCGAACAGAUGCAGCUGCUCCAGCACCAGCAGCAGGUGCAACAGCAACAGCAGCAGCAGCAGCAGCAUCAUCAUGUUACUGUGGACGAGAUCAUUGAGCUUCCCACAUCGACGGUGGGACACAAUAACAAAUCUGGCAGCGGAGCCGGUGGAGGCGGCGGCGGCGGCGGCGGCGGCGGGGGCAAUAUGCUGGGGAAUUUACCGUUGGGUAAGUAA
Drosophila persimilis is the source of this 3975-nucleotide messenger RNA. It is a transcript of the gene bif, whose product is annotated as flocculation protein FLO11. The coding region runs from base 295 to 3975 and encodes 1226 amino acids. The record is from RefSeq and is a predicted model, not a curated record. NCBI's taxonomy places the organism in Eukaryota, Metazoa, Arthropoda, Insecta, Diptera, Drosophilidae. The transcript is spliced from 6 exons. Gene Ontology annotation, cellular component: nuclear membrane; rough endoplasmic reticulum membrane. Gene Ontology annotation, molecular function: microtubule binding. Gene Ontology annotation, biological process: neuronal signal transduction; chemotaxis.